Molecule: messenger RNA, 1487 nt
Organism: Dreissena polymorpha
Lineage: Eukaryota; Metazoa; Mollusca; Bivalvia; Myida; Dreissenidae
Product: putative nuclease HARBI1
Exons: 4
Coding region: 129-452 (107 amino acids)
Source: RefSeq, a predicted model, not a curated record
AUCUCCCCCAAAAAUUAUAUACAUUUAGAAGAGGAUCAUUCUGUAAUUGUUGUUUAAUUGUUCUGUUCAAAGGUUUGGAGGAUGGAAUUGUGUUAGGGGACAGUGCCUAUCCAUGCAGGAAGUUUCUCAUGACACCUUACCUGCAUCCUGGAUCCCCACAGCAACAGAUGUUCAAUGACGCACAUGCAAAGACAAGAAAUGUUAUCGAAAGAGCAUUCGGUGUACUGAAGCGGAGGUUUCAUGUCCUUCAUGGAGAGGUACGAAUGAAGCCGGGCAAGGUAACAAAAAUAAUUCUGGCAUGUGUAGUAUUGCACAAUCUCGCUAAGGCAUGGGGUGAGAGGGAGGCAUUCCCAGAGGAAGAAGACCCUCAACCUCCACCACUUGUCCAGCUUGAGGGUAACCCUGACGGGCAGGCUAUCAGGGAUGCAAUAACUGCAAACUAUUUCAGAUGAAGACGGACGGACAUUACAAGGCACCAUGGGUGACUUGAUCUAUGUAUGGCGUAAUAGUAUUCAGAAUGAUGUACGGACAUAGACAAAACAAGUCUUAAAAAUGUGUGUUCAUUUACAUCUGAUAAAGACAAAACAAGUCUAUAAAAUGUGUGUUCAUUUACAUCUGAUAAAGACAAAACAAGUCUAUAAAAUGUGUGUUCAUUUACAUCUGAUAAAGACAAAACAAGUCUUUAAAAUGUGUGUUCAUAAAUAUAUAGUUUAAUAAUUUUGAUUAUUUUCCCUGUGCAUAAUUAUAGAGAUCCAUUAUGUUUACAUUUAACUGACAACUAGGUCAGCCAUCAGCUGAUUGAACAGAUGUAUUUAAAUAUAGGUCAGGAAUUUUCUCAUGCACCUUGUAAACACUGUCUACAACUGAGUGUCUACUCUCUAACUUACUUUAUUUACAUUUUUGUGUUUAUUGUGAGAUGAUUUCAUGUUCAUCCAUAUAAUUUUAAAUAGUAACUAAAUGUUAAGUCACUUGUAUGUAAAACCUUGCAAAAGGUAGAUGUUGUAGUUGGCUAUUUUCAAUUGCCACUUUCUACACUAAGUCUUGGACACUGACCAUCAUUCACAUAUAUUAAAAACUUGGAACUUAAAACCCAUUGUGUUGUUUACACAAACCCCGGCUACAAAUGUAAUUUGUAUCAUUUAUUAUCAUUUUUAGAAUUUUUUUUUUCAAAAUGAUAAAAAAUGUUGUUUUAUGACAUUCUUUUACAGUUUGUCUUUGGCAAAUGCCAUCAUGAGCUUUCCCUCCUCAAAAAACUCUCUCUGGGAUUUCAUAAGUAGCAACUUUUCCUGUUGAACUGCAAUGGCUCCAGCAUAAUAUGCCAUCUGCAGUUCCCUCAGGGUCUGCUCUUUCCUGAUUUAUAGGAAAGUGCUUUGUAGCAUUUUUUACCAUAAACAUUUAUAAAUAAUAAGUUAUUAUAACUUAAUAACAAAAUCUUAUUUAUUAUGUCAUACAUCUGCAGUGUUUAUGCUGAUUUUUAAAUCUAAGUA